Sardina pilchardus (European sardine) is the source of this 2723-nucleotide messenger RNA. It is a transcript of the gene tmx4, whose product is annotated as thioredoxin-related transmembrane protein 4. The record is from RefSeq and is a predicted model, not a curated record. The transcript is spliced from 8 exons. Gene Ontology annotation, molecular function: disulfide oxidoreductase activity. Lineage: Eukaryota; Metazoa; Chordata; Actinopteri; Clupeiformes; Clupeidae. Bases 19 to 927 code for a protein of 302 amino acids. Gene Ontology annotation, cellular component: endomembrane system.
UCCGUGUGCAUUAGCAAUAUGGCGGGAUACAAACGCUGUUGGAAGUUGAAAUAUGAUAGAAGCAUACUAAUGAUUUAUUCCUUGUUAUUUGCCUUACUGAUCAUUUCACCAAUCGCCUCGUCAGAAAACAGCGUGUUGACCGUUGCAGACGCAAACUGGACUGUCAUUUUAGAAGGAGAGUGGAUGUUGAAAUUCUAUGCCCCAUGGUGUCCAGCUUGCCAACAUCUUCAAAAUGACUGGGAAGGGUUUUCGAAACAAAGCAAGGCCCUGGACAUAUCUGUUGGGAAGGUGGACGUUACACGACAGCCAGGUUUGAGUGGGCGGUUCCUCGUGACAACCCUGCCAACUAUAUUCCAUGCCAAGGACGGAAACUUCCGGAGGUAUAUGUCCUCCCGGUCUGUUGACGACUUCCAAGCGUACAUCUCUCAGAAGAAGUGGGAGUCAGUGGAGCCCUUGCCAGGAUGGAAGUCACCAUCCUCUUUCCUCAUGUCUGGCAUGGCCGCCCUCUUCCGCCUCUCCGUCUGGAUCAGGCAAAUUCACAACUACCUGACUGACAGCCUCGGCAUUCCGGUGUGGGGCUCCUACAUCAUAUUUGCACUGGUGACCUUGUUCACCGGGCUGCUGCUGGGCCUGAUGCUGGUUCUGAUCGCAGACUUCUUUUGGCCAUCCAGACCGAAGCACUAUGAGCUGAAGCCUGGCACACAAGCUGGAGCGAGGGAUGAAGGCUCCGAGGAAGAGAUGGAGGAGAGGAGAGCGUGGGAUGCCGACAACGAGCACGUCUCCGGCGACGACUCCACCGAGGACGACGCCACCCCUGUCGCGGAAACGGCAGACAUCGCCACGGCAACCGCCCCCCACAGCGACUCCCCCACAGACCUGAGGAAGAGGAAGCCCCACGAGUCCCAAAACUCCCCAGAGGGCACCUAACGCCCCCCGCCCCCGCCCCCCCCGAACCACACUCCGCUCCGCUCACCGCCUUUUUAUAUCCGACCCACAGUGUUUCCUGUUUCCUGUUUUUAAAACGUCCAGCCUCCAUUCCACACCAGCCACUUGAGGUCAUGACCUAUACGUGCGCACCGUGUUCUUCCAGGUGGGCUCUUUGCAUGAACAGAGAAGUGUAGUCCUCUCCCUGGAGGUCAAUGCCAAAUCUUUGCUGACAGGCCUCUUGGAGUGUUUCGAAUGUGUUCUAAAGAAUCGCUGUUAUUUUCCGUCACAUGCCAAAACAAUGACAUGCAGUAUAACAAAAGAUAUACAAAAAAAAACAAAAAAACAACUACAUCCAAAUAACUCCAGUUCACCACCAUAUAACCAUGUUCACCGUCUUUUAGGAUCAAAAGUACUUUCUGUUAACACAUUUUCAUAUCUAAACCAAAAGAAUUUGGGAGAAAACACUCAACAUGUUCAAUACCGAUGGCAGCAAAUAGAUUAUUGAUGUCCAGUGACUUUGAGAAAACAAUAAGUAGAUAUGCACAGGUGAUUUAUAGCAGUCCCUCCAGGAGACAAUCAUCGCUCUGAUCUACAGUAGCUGUUUCUGUCAGCCGUGAUGUUUGAUUUGAUCUGGAUGUACUUUACAGUAUGUUAUUUUUGGUUGUACUCUCAGGAGAGUGGGGGUCCACCUCUGGUAUGUUCUUAAUGAUCACUUAAGGGAUGGGUGGGGAGCACGCAACAGGACUUACCUGAGCCUGAACAGCUCCACUUCUGUAAGUCCACAAGUAUGCAGUCCACAAGUAUGCAGUCACCAUUGGUGCACAGUGCACACACAGAGCCCGAAGGCAUGGAUGCUUGUGUGUGUUUUUUUUAGAGAAAAUGAGCCGAAAACAUGCUCUUGCAUGCAAGGGUUACAAGUGUGUCCUUGCUACAUGUCCACUGCCUUGAAACAGUUAAAUAAGUAGAUAUCAGGUAAUGGAAAUGAACUUUUUUCCCCUGAAAGAAGCCAUUGAAAUUACCAAUAGUUUUAUUUAUAUAUCUGAUUUUAAUGAAAAUGAUUAUAUGCACAUUCUUAGAUUUGAAGAUUUGGGUGCUUUUUGUGAUGAAUGAACAUUUUGAAGUAAUUUUUUAACUUUCUGUUUUAUAAGGCAAAUAGACUGUUGCAAAGUCAUACAUUGUAUUGAACACAUGUGUGGGAAUCUGCAGUGUUUACAAAGAUGUCGAUUUUGUAUGAAGUAAUUACCUAAUUGUUGGAAAACAAUAUUUUAUUUGAAUCUAUUCUGCCGACUGCUAAUAACAUUAGUCCGGCGAACACAACUCCGAUCCCAGUUUUUGGGAGCUUACCUGUCUUACCUGUCUUAGACACUUUUAUGGGGCCAAAAAUACAUACAGCCGACUGUAUAUUCAAAAAGUAAAACUAAAUAUCAGACCCAUCAUUGCUCUUGUUUAGUUAGGAUAAAUGUUUUACCAGAGUAAUCUACUUGUUUCUAUUUUUCUUGUUUUUCAUCAAGAAGUCUGAUUGUGCCAUUGUUGUUUUUGUGACUGCUCUAUUUUCAGAUUGAAAUCUUUGUCUUUGUGUAAAGUGUGUAAACUGUGUGUCUUGAAUUUUAGAUUUCAGAUAAAAAAUUGCUUUGACUUUUCUUAAACAAUCCAAUUAUUUCACUUUGUGUGUUAUGCUAAGCUGGUAUUACCUGGUUUGUAAAUGGAAUUUGAAAAUUCUGAUUUCUGACAUCAAUAUGUGUAAGAAGAACAAUGUAAAUGUUAAGAGAUACGAAUGAAAGAUGCCUGAAAGUCAA